Lactuca saligna is the source of this 794-nucleotide messenger RNA. The record is from the annotation of a GenBank genome assembly. Lineage: Eukaryota; Viridiplantae; Streptophyta; Magnoliopsida; Asterales; Asteraceae.
AUUUGUACUGUGCGAAAGGUAAAAAAACCCUAGUUCGUGUUUUCUCUUGGGAACGGGAUGACGUAGUGUGGAACGCGGGAAGCACUGAAAUCAAACGAGAACGUAAAGGUGUUGAAAGCCGAACGACUUCCCUUAAUCUACGACUCUUGCACAUUCAUCAACGAGAUUAGAAGAUGGCAGAAGGAGGCCAAGAAAUGAAAGGGACAAACCCUAACUCCAAAGAUGGUGAUAUGGACGCUGAAAUACAGCGUUUAAAAGAUGAAGGUUUUUUCAGAAUGGGCAAAGCAUGCACAGGGUGUUUGCUCUAUUCCUCAUUCCUAAGAAGAUUCAAUUCUGGUAACCCUGUUUGCCUCGGCUUCUCCUGUACUGAAAUUGUUCCUGGCAGUUACUAUGGAAAACCAGAGAUGAACGUUACAAAAGACUUUCAUUUUAUAUACGCUUGUCUUGGUGAGUCCCUGUAUGUUGAUGAUAUGCAGCAUCAAAGGGAGGCGCCAAUCUGUAUUGCUGGAUACCAGGCUUACUAUGCUAAAGAAAAAGCCACUGAUUCCGAUUCCUUUACCAGGUUUAAAAGAAAUGCAAAUGUAGCUGCAUCAGAGGUAGCGCAAAAUGUGCGCAAAGUUGGGAGACAAAUCAAGGAAAAAAUUGAUGAUAUUUUGCGUCCACCACCAAAGUAAAAAAAAUGGACAAAUGAUGUAAAAAAUUACAUUGGUUUUGUUAAUAUGCAACAUCCUAGUGCUACUACUAUUUUUGAACAUCUACUGGUUACUCAUUAAAAAACCAAAAGUAAGAUUGAG